CGCGCCGCGGCGGUGCGGGUGGAUCGCGCGCGCGGAGAGGCGCCCUGGAGCCGGCCGGGGCGGAGGCGGAGGCGGCCGCGCGGCCCGAGGCGCCGGAGGACGAGGAGGACGAGGAGGAGGCGCUGCCGCACUCCGAGGCGGUGGACGUGUUCCAGGAGGGUCUCGCCAUGGUCGUUCAGGACCCGCUGCUCUGCGACCUGCCGAUCCAGGUUACUUUGGAAGAAAUCAAUUCCCAAAUAGCACUAGAAUACGGCCAAGCAAUGACAGUCCGAGUGUGCAAGAUGGACGGAGAAAUCAUGCCUGUGGUUGUGGUCCAGAACGCUACCGUCCUGGACCUGAAGAAGGCCAUUCAGAGAUACGUGCAGCUCAGGCAAGAGCGUGAGGGGGGCAUCCAGCACAUCAGCUGGUCCUACGUGUGGAGGACCUACUAUCUGAUCUCUGCAGGAGAGAAGCUCACAGACGACAGGAGGAAGCUCCGAGAUUACGGUAUCCGGAAUCGAGAUGAGGUGUCCUUCAUCAAAAAGCUGAGGCAAAAAUGAACGUCCGGGCGCGGACAGCUCUGUGCCCGUGGCUGGUACCGGCUGGAACGCAGCCAAGCCCUGGGCCCGAACAGCUGAGUCACGCGGCACAUGGGCCUGGCCCUGCAUACAAAAUAAAUCUACUUGCUCCUCA
Lutra lutra (Eurasian river otter) is the source of this 672-nucleotide messenger RNA. RefSeq names its product small nuclear ribonucleoprotein U11/U12 subunit 25 (gene SNRNP25). The record is from RefSeq and is a predicted model, not a curated record. The coding region runs from base 168 to 539 and encodes 123 amino acids. Gene Ontology annotation, biological process: mRNA splicing, via spliceosome. The transcript is spliced from 5 exons. Gene Ontology annotation, cellular component: U12-type spliceosomal complex. NCBI's taxonomy places the organism in Eukaryota, Metazoa, Chordata, Mammalia, Carnivora, Mustelidae. Gene Ontology annotation, molecular function: protein binding.